AUGACUGUUGAACAAGUAAAUGCUAAUCAAUUUGUAGCUGACGAUGAUGAUGAUACUUUCAACUUUAGUGUUAGAGUUGCAGCAGAAGAUUUACUAACGAUAUUAAUGGACAAAUUUCCAGAACGCACAUUAAAAAGUCUAACAGCAAUUUCACAACAUAACAUGGCUGAAUCUAAUAAAGCUCGUGCUGACGGUGAUCCUAAUUGGUGGCAAAUUCAUGAAGCAUGUUUAAAAGCAAUCGGGUUUGUUUCUAAUGAACUAAUAUCCGCAUUAAAUGAUAAAAAUUUAAAUAUUGGAAUAAAUCUUGGCAUAUUAUUUGAACAAAUAAUACAUCAAAUUUUAAAUGAGCCAGGACGUGCAUUUGUUUUUGCAAGCCAAUUUGCAUCAGUUUUACCUGGAGAGUUAACAUCAGGUUUUAUUAAAGCUGCUAUUGAAGCGAUUAAAGAUCCUGACGGUACUAUUCCUGUAAAAGUAUCCGCUUUACGUGCAUUAAAAAGUUUUUGUCGAAAUUUAAAUGAACAAUAUGUUCUACCAUUUCAAGGAACUAUUAUUGAAUGUGUAGCAAAUCUUAUUAAUGUGACAACAGAAGAUUUCCUAUUAUUAGUAUUGGAAACACUUGAAAGAGCUAUUAAAAUAAAUAGGGAUGUAAUAUUUCAAUAUGAGGGUUUGAUAGGACCAAUGGUGGUUGACGUUUGGCAAAAAUUUCCUUCAGAACAUCUUGUUAUGUCGGCGGUAAAUUCGAUUUCUGAAACUUUAUCAAUUAAUUCAACAUUUAUAGAAAGAGCUUUACCCGCCUUGGCCAAUAUAAUAAUGAAUCCUACAAUUGAUUCAUCACAUACAGAAUCUGCUAUAGAUUUAAUAACAAGUCUUAUCAGAGGAACAACAAUAUCACCUUUGCCGUUCGUAUAUAUACAACAUAUAUUUCCGCCCUUAAUUCAUUUAAUGUUAACAACAGAAGAACGUAGUAUAUUGCAGGCUGGCGAUAAACUUAAUCCUGUACUUCCUGAUUUGUUGAAAGCAGUUGCUUUAAAACUAGAUAGCGCCAAAACAACAACAUCCAUACAAGUAUUACUUCAUAAAUGGCUUGAACACCAUGAUAGUUUUACUGGUUAUUACAAUUGUAAAGUUAGCUCUGUUGCUUUAACGAAGCUUUUUAGUUGUGGUGAUCCAAGAAUAAGCGCUAUUCAGGUUAAAGGUGAUUUAAAAGAAUCCAAUGCUACUGGAAUUAAAACACGUUCAAAGUCACGUCAAAAAGAAGAGGAUGAUGGUGCUGAAUCGGAUGAUAAUGAUGAUGACUGGGAGGAUGUUGAACAACCAUCACCUUUUACACCUGCUGAAAAUUACGUGAUUUCUGAUUUUUUGGACAGAGAACAAGAGCUUGAAGAUAUAGAAAAUGAUCCAGAUAUAAAAAAUGAUGAAAUUUAUAAUCUUAAAUUAAGUGAAUAUAUUUUACAUUUCCUUCUACAUUGUAAAACACAAAAUGUCAAUAACUUUCGUCAGAUAUGUGAACAGGAUUUAAACCAAGAAGAAAGAAUUAAAUUGCAAUUGAUUGAUUGA
This is a messenger RNA of Entrophospora candida, 1557 nucleotides long. NCBI's taxonomy places the organism in Eukaryota, Fungi, Glomeromycota, Glomeromycetes, Entrophosporales, Entrophosporaceae. The record is from the annotation of a GenBank genome assembly.